Molecule: messenger RNA, 2898 nt
Organism: Hevea brasiliensis (rubber tree)
Lineage: Eukaryota; Viridiplantae; Streptophyta; Magnoliopsida; Malpighiales; Euphorbiaceae
Product: MLO-like protein 11
Exons: 15
Coding region: 805-2493 (562 amino acids)
Biological process (GO): defense response
Cellular component (GO): membrane
Source: RefSeq, a predicted model, not a curated record
UUAAAUUAGUGUGCUGGCGUAAGGGUGUUGUCCAUUGAAGGAAGAAGACGAGAGAGAAGAGAAACGUCGAAGCACUUUCGAGGCUCCAAACUCUGGGAUCUCUUCUGGUGAAGGCCAUAUUGAACCUACCCUUUUGUCUUUCUCUGCUUAAGAAAGCAAAAAAUCGCAACACCCACCCACCCACCCACCCAUCGUCCAAACUUUUGCAGCUGUAGGACCAAACUAAAACCACCCAUUUUUCUAAACUCUCGAUCUGCUUUCUUUCAAUGUGGUCAUUCAGAUUCUUUUUCUUCGCUAUUCCAUGAAAAUGUAGGACCCAGAAUAGUUUCCCAUGUGUAAAUAGAUAUUGACUCUCAGAGCCUUUUUUGAGAGCGAGAGAGCAAGAGGGAUUUCUGUGUACCUGGAUCGACUUUGAUAGGCUGAGAAAACGCUGGGUUUUGGCGUUUUCUCUACUCGGGCGGUGAUAAAGGAAAAAUAAAAUGGUCGGUGUUCUUUUUUAAGGCAGAGAUUUUAUAUUCUGGAAUCAAAUAUAGGAGACAUUUUAGAUAUAACCUUGUUCUUCAACAUUUGUCAUUUUUGUCGUUGUGCCUGUUUAGAUAGCUUGAAAAUGUGAAGUACCCAUCUUUCAGAAUUGUCUUGUGGAUGGUACUGUUGAAGUGGGAAAGAAAAAAGGAUCAUAAUUAGUCUAUGUAUGAGUUUCGGAUGUAAUUGCACUUUUUAUAACAUGGGUUUUUGUUUCUCAUUUGUGGUUGGUCUGAGAGAAAUUUUAGGUUUUAAGAUUAGAAACAAAGGGUUUUGUGGUGUAUGAGUAGGAUUGGUAAUAUGGUAGAGAAUACCAAAGAAGUGCGUUCAUUGGCCUUAACUCCAACAUGGUCAGUUGCAACUGUGUUGACAAUCUUUGUGGUCGUUUCUUUGAUUGUGGAGCGCUCAAUUCACCGGCUAAGCAACUGGCUGCGGAAAACAAAUCGGAAACCUUUGCUUGCAGCUGUAGAGAAAAUGAAAGAAGAGUUGAUGCUGCUUGGAUUCAUUUCACUCCUUCUAACAGCUACAUCAAGCACAAUAGCCAAUUUUUGCAUUCCAUCAAAGUUCUAUAGCAGUAAUUUUGCUCCUUGCUCUAGGACUGAGAUUGAUGAAGAACCGGAAGAAAACACUUACCAGGGACGUAAAUUACUGUUGCUUUCUGCUUUUCCUCUCUCAGUCCGGAGAAUGCUGAAUAGGUUGGAUCAUAAUACCUGCAAAGAGGGACAUGAGCCAUUUGUAUCAUAUGAAGGUCUUGAACAGUUGCAUCGCUUCAUCUUUGUCAUGGCAGUCACACAUAUAUCUUACAGUUGCUUAACAAUGUUGCUGGCUAUUGUGAAGAUUCAUAGUUGGAGGAUAUGGGAAGAAGAGGCUCAUAUGGAUCGCCAUGAUAUGUUAUCAGACAUCAUGAGAGAGCAGACUUUGCGAAGGCAGACAAACUUUGUCAGAUAUCAUGCAUCAAAUCCUUUGGCCAAGAAUAGUUUUCUUAUACGGUUGACUUGUUUCUUCCGGCAAUUUGGACAUUCAGUGGUUCGCACGGAUUACCUCACUCUUCGCAAGGGCUUUAUCAUGAAUCACAAUCUUUCCAUGAAAUAUGAUUUUCACAGCUACAUGAUUCGCUCUAUGGAAGAAGAAUUCCAAAGGAUAGUUGGUGUGAGUGGUCCAUUGUGGGGAUUUGUUGUUGCUUUCAUGCUAUUUAAUGUAAAAGGGUCUAAUCUCUAUUUCUGGAUGGCCAUCAUUCCUAUCACCCUUGUCCUUUUGGUGGGUACAAAACUACAGCAUGUUAUUGCAACUUUGUCAUUGGAGAGUGCUGGCAUAACUGGAUACUUUGCCGGAACAAAGCUAAAGCCUCGAGAUGACCUUUUUUGGUUCAAGAAGCCAGAACUGUUACUGACCUUGAUCCAUUUUAUUCUGUUCCAGAACGCAUUUGAGUUGGCUUCAUUCUUUUGGUUCUGGUGGCAAUUUGGUUACAAUUCCUGCUUUAUUAGGAAUCACUUGCUGGUGUACAUACGACUUAUUUUGGGUUUUGCUGGACAAUUUCUCUGCAGCUACAGCACCUUGCCUCUUUAUGCGUUGGUUACUCAGAUGGGAACAAAUUAUAAGGCAGCACUAAUCCCACAAAGGAUAAGGGAGACAAUCCAUGGAUGGGGAAAGGCAGCUAGAAGGAAGAGAAGACAUGGAAUUUUCACUGAUGAUUCUACUAUACACACAGACACAAGUACAGUAUUAUCACUCGAGGAAGAUGAUCACCUAUAUCUUAAUGUUCGUGAUACUGCUGCUAGUACACAUACUGAAGUUGAGUUACAGCCAGUUUCUACUAUUUCAAAUAGAACUGUACCAGUUGCUAAUGAAACUUCAAGUAGGGUUGGUACUCCACUCCUUCGACCAUCAGCUUCUAUUUCUUCACCAAAGACAACAAAUCUUUUCGUGGACAGUGUUCCUAGAUCAUCUUCAAUGCCAGCUAGAAGAGAAUGAAGCAGCUUAAAAAAAUGAUGCUUUUUUUAGAGUUACAAUUGGUUGGUUUAGGUUUUGUAGGUAUCAUAUAAAGCAGGAGGGAAAGAAACAAAAAGUGAUGAUAUACUUGGACAAUCUUUUCCUUCCCUCAUUCUUAUCAUGAUCCAUGUAAAAAAUCAAGGUUCAUAGAAUACUUUCAAGUUUUAAGUUAUAGCAUGGGUACACACGCAAGUAGGACAUCAGUAUAUGAGCUUUGCUGCGUCUAAUGUUUGCAGUACAUAAUGUAACUCAGAUUUAGAAAUGAUACUAAUGUGUCAAUGCUUGCCUCCUCAUCAAUAUUUCAGAAUGCAUAAGCUCGCUUACAAGGGAAAAGACUGAAUGAGUUGAUAAAAAAAGGGGAAAGAAAUGGCUACAUUUGUUGGAUUA